Terrapene triunguis (Three-toed box turtle) is the source of this 785-nucleotide messenger RNA. RefSeq names its product RING finger protein 112-like. The coding region runs from base 129 to 593 and encodes 154 amino acids. Lineage: Eukaryota; Metazoa; Chordata; Testudines; Emydidae. The record is from RefSeq and is a predicted model, not a curated record. The transcript has 4 exons.
CAGCAGGGACACACGUCCGGACGGACCGAGCCGGGCAGGUGCUGACGGGGGCUCAGCUGGCUGCCAGGAUCAAGGACGUCUCCCGAUACUUGAAGACCCAACGCUACGACUUCUCCUCCCCCGUGAAGAUGGCUGAAGCAUUUGCAGCGAUGAGAAAGGAGAAAAACAGCAAAGCAGUAGAAGCCGCCAGGAGAGAAUAUGAACAAUUUGUGCAGGAGCUGGACCGUGGCCACCAGAAUAUAAACUGCUGCCUGAGGGUGAAGCCUGAGGAGAUGAAGAGACGGCUGGAGGGGAAACGCAGGGAGCUGCUGAAGCAUUGCCAGGGGCAGCUGUGGGGCGAGGACCCCCAGAAACAGGCUGCCCUGAAGGUGCUGGAGCAGGGGCUGGCCGGGAAGACGUCCAAGUUCCUAACGGCCUACGGACAGCGCUUUAAAGAGAAGGCCGUGCGGUUGGGCCUGUACAUUGGAGGGAGUGUCCUGGCUUUGGUGGGUGCGGGUGUUGUGGCGGGCAUCAGCCCAAGUUUGGUGGUCAAGGUCGGAGCGGGGGGCCUUGUCCUGAUCAGGAGGAUGGUGGGAAGAUGGGUGUGGGGCUAAUUUGGUUUUAGAAUACAACAGGCACCAAUGCCCCAGGGCAGGGGGAUGAGGGGCAGGGUCUUCAGAUCAGGAGCCCCUGCUGCGGGGUGACAGAUAGUGGGGAAGAACCAUCACACCCCACCCCGUGCAAGACUCUGUCCCAGCCCUCAGCACUGGGAACCUCUGUAUGCAAAGGAUGGGGAUAGAUAGAUA